This is a messenger RNA of Teleopsis dalmanni, 958 nucleotides long. RefSeq names its product deoxyribodipyrimidine photo-lyase-like. The transcript has 2 exons. The record is from RefSeq and is a predicted model, not a curated record. The annotation marks the transcript as partial. Gene Ontology annotation, molecular function: deoxyribodipyrimidine photo-lyase activity. NCBI's taxonomy places the organism in Eukaryota, Metazoa, Arthropoda, Insecta, Diptera, Diopsidae. Gene Ontology annotation, biological process: photoreactive repair.
UAUUUCGUUUCAAAAGAAGGCGCAAUUACUAGAGUUUAUUAUUAAAUGGUUUUGAACUUAAAGCAAAUUUGGUUUAUUCCUUGUUGGAAAGAAUUGUAGCCGAGUGAGGAUAAAUUUGAUUAUAAAUAAUAUUUGAUUAUAAAUAUCACAUGCGAAUCGUUUUUAACAUAGCAAAAAAUACCUAUGCAAGACUUGUAUUUAUGAAAAUAAUGAAGCGAACAAAAUCAUCUAAUACCACGAAACCACAAAAAAAGACUAAGUUACUCAAUAGUACCGAAACUUCGGUAAAAACAAUAACAACAGAGGACGCAACAACAUCCAAAUCGAACAUAACAGAUUUUGCCGUCGCAGUGCAAGAACAAAGAUUAUUGACGGCAGAAAAUAUAAUUGAAUUCCCAUUUAAGAAAAAAAGAGUACGUAUUUUAACAACAGUUGAAGAAGUUAAAGAACAUACUACUGGUGGAAUUCUUUAUUGGAUGUCAAGAGAUGCACGGGUUCAAGACAAUUGGGCUUUGUUAUUUGCACAAAAAUUGGCACUUAAAAUGCAAUUACCACUAAUUGUGGCAUUUUGUUUGGUACCAAAAUUUUUAAACGCGACUAUAAGACAUUAUAAAUUUAUGCUAGGGGGUUUAGAGGAAGUAGAAAAAGAUUUGCAAGAGCUUAAUAUACCGUUUUAUUUAUUACUUGGACCCGCAGCGGAACAUAUACCAAAAUUUGUAAAGGAAUUUGAUAUCGGUGCUGUGGUUUGCGACUUUGCACCAUUGCGUGUACCGCGAAAGUGGAUAGAUGAUGUUAAAAAUUUAUUACCUAAGGAUAUUCCAUUAACUCAAGUUGAUGCACAUAAUAUAGUUCCAGUGUGGAUAGCUUCUGAUAAACAAGAGUACGCAGCGCGAACUAUACGUAACAAAAUAAAUUCUAAACUUGGUGAAUACUUAACAGAAUUUCCACCAAUCGUUAA